CCGCAGGUUCUGUUGAUAGGAAUUAAUCGCCUUUUUCAUAGAAAAGGAAGUGUGUGAAUUUUUGAAUUAAAGUGCAAAUAAAUUGCUCGAAAUGGAUUUUCUAUCAUUUGAUAAAGUUACAGCCGUCAUAUUGAUAAUUCUUGUAUGUGUAGGCGGAUUUCUCGGUAUUGCCUUUUGUAUAGAAUGUUGGAUGGAUAUAGAUGAUGAGGAUGACGGAUUGUUACCGCGCAUUAAACGUUGUUGCAGUCAAUCUUAUGAUGAUGAAGGCAUUACAGCACUUAAUCAUCUGAAUGAAACGCCUCUUAUGCAGCCUGACUCUGGACAGUUCCAUUCUCUCAGCCUAAAUGGAGAAUCCAGCCGUCCUAUUGGAUUUACCGUGACAGGAUCUAAUUUGCCUUAUCCUCUAGAGAAUCGCAUGCCCCAGCCCGCAGAAUUAGUGAGACCAACAGCUCCUCCUCAGGAAAUUCCAGACUCUUCAUCUGCGACAGAUGCGAAUCCACCGUCUUAUGACCAAGUCAUGAGUAAUAAGACUCUCUACGACCAUCCAACCAAAGACUAA
Phlebotomus argentipes is the source of this 559-nucleotide messenger RNA. RefSeq lists its product as uncharacterized. NCBI's taxonomy places the organism in Eukaryota, Metazoa, Arthropoda, Insecta, Diptera, Psychodidae. The coding region runs from base 92 to 559 and encodes 155 amino acids. The transcript has 2 exons. The record is from RefSeq and is a predicted model, not a curated record.